Molecule: messenger RNA, 1821 nt
Organism: Coniophora puteana RWD-64-598 SS2
Lineage: Eukaryota; Fungi; Basidiomycota; Agaricomycetes; Boletales; Coniophoraceae
Product: MFS general substrate transporter
Exons: 14
Coding region: 71-1588 (505 amino acids)
Biological process (GO): transmembrane transport
Molecular function (GO): transmembrane transporter activity
Source: RefSeq, a predicted model, not a curated record
CCGCCCCCUUUCCCGAACUCACUCCUCGCCCUCUCCAGACGCCCAUCAGACUCCUUGCACCUUGUUGGCCAUGUUCCCGCCCAAGCAGCCUACUAGGCCUUGGGGUCUCAAAUGGCGUUCAUCCGUCUGGUUUGUCACGAUAGCGGUUGGUUUUGGGAUAACGACCGACCUUCUUGUCUACUCGAUCAUCAUUCCUGUCAUGCCUUUCCAGCUUGAACAUCUUGGCUACCACGGAGUCUCUGCUCUCACAGGUUGGCUCUUAUGUGCAUACUCUGCAGGGCUUGUUGUAUCGACUAUACCCAUUGCUAUUUUCUCGGAGCGCUAUAUGGCUCGAAAGUAUCCUCUCAUUAUUGGCCUGUUCGCACUUCUCGGUUCUCAGGUGCUGCUCAUGGAAGCCCCAAGCUACGCUGUUAUGGCUGUUGCACGUGUUCUUCAAGGCAUAAGCUCGUCCAUGGUCUGGAUUGUGGGGUUGGCAUUACUCUGUGAUACCACCCCCGAGAGUCAGGUUGGCAGGCAGAUUGGAUUCGCCAUCACUGGACUUUCUGUGGGCCUCCUUGUUGGCUCUCCAGCAGGGGGUGAACUCUAUAAGCACUAUGGGUUCCAUGGUCCAUUCAUUUUCGGCGAGAUAUGCACCGUCGUUGAUCUCAUCUUCCGCUUGCUCAUCAUUGAGCGGAAAGACGCAUUACGCUGGGGAUAUGAUCCUGCUGCUGCCAUGGUGCCCCGAGGAGAUGCAGAGGGCCAUAGCUCACCGCUUCAAUUAGAUGGUGUGACACCUCAGACAUCUAGUGCUCUCGAUGGUGGUCAGAUUGCGGAUUCUCCUGAAUUAUUAAGGGAUGCCGAAGUACCGGCAGUCCCUCAGAACAAGCUUGCCCAGGAGAUCGACAAGCCCCUCCCUCUCCUUCAAGUCAUUGCUAAAAUGGCACAAUCCUCUCGGGCAAUGGCUGCAUUAGGUAUGGCGCUUGUGUACGGUAUUGUGAACAGCAUGCAGGAACCUUCGCUUCCAUUGCAUUUACAAGACAAGUACCAUUUCGGUUCGGACAAAGUGGGAUUGGUCUAUCUGGCAGCGGUUGUCCCAGCUUUGAUAUCGUCACCAUUGGCCGGAGUUAUCAAUGAUCGUCGCGGCGCUGAAUGGCUCACUACUGGUUGCUUGCUCUUUUGUUUACCCUGGUGGAUCCUUCUUACACUGAACCGAGGUCUCCCUCUCUUCGUGGUGGCACUCGCCCUCCAAUGUUUCUUUGUAUCUGGCGUAGUUCCGCCAGUUACCGCCGAGCUUGCGGCAGUUUCCCGAAAGAUCAAGGGGAUGGGCUUUGCUCACGUUUAUGGCGCCUUCAAUCUAGCCUUUGGCUUCGGAACAGCAGUGGGACCUGUUAUGGGUGGUCAGAUUUACGAUCGAGCAAGAUAUGGGUGGACAGCCGUCUGUUCCAUCACCGCCGCUCUGAUCAUUAUUUGUAUCUUGCUGGCGUUUGCCUUCACUGGCGCCGACCCAUUGCUCGCCAAAUUCCUUCGGGAGGUCCAACAUGCCUACCAGGAUCCACGACCCGCUAAGCAGGUGGUGGAAGCCCGGGAGAGCACGGAUGCUGUGCCAUGAUAGGAUUUCAGGUUAUAAUCUAGACGCCGCCAUAUUUUCGUAUCUUACAUUCUCAGCUAGUCAACAGUGGUGUGGUGCACGCACUGCUCAUUUGUACUAUACGCAUCUGGAACUCAUCUUAGGAGGACUUCAUUCAUUCACAUCUACAAUUUACAUUCAGGCUAGUUCAACUAUUGCAAGGCGGACUAUAUGUAGAUACUUACAAUUCAUUGUGGGCAUGCUAGGAACGUGGC